Molecule: messenger RNA, 369 nt
Organism: Scomber japonicus (chub mackerel)
Lineage: Eukaryota; Metazoa; Chordata; Actinopteri; Scombriformes; Scombridae
Product: complexin-2
Exons: 2
Coding region: 10-369 (119 amino acids)
Biological process (GO): synaptic vesicle exocytosis; regulation of neurotransmitter secretion; neurotransmitter transport
Cellular component (GO): terminal bouton; SNARE complex
Molecular function (GO): syntaxin binding
Source: RefSeq, a predicted model, not a curated record
ACCAAAGACAUGGGUAAGAUGCUGGGUGGAGAGGAGGAGAAGGACCCAGAUGCAGCCAAGAAGGAGGAGGAGCGGCAGGAGGCGCUCAGGCAGCAGGAGGAGGAGAGGAAGGCCAAACACACCAAAAUGGAGGCUGAGAGGGAAAAAGUACGACAGACCAUUAGGGACAAGUACGGACUGAAGAAGAAGGAGGAGAAGGAGGCAGAGGAGAAAGCGGCUAUGGAGCAAGCCUGCGAAGGGUCACUGACACGUCCGAAGAAGGCGAUCCCUCGGGGCUGCGGAGACGACGACGAGGAAGAUGAAGAGAGCAUCCUCGACACUGUCCUCAAGUUUCUGCCCGGACCUCUACAGGAUAUGUUCAAGAAGUAA